Astyanax mexicanus (Mexican tetra) is the source of this 3012-nucleotide messenger RNA. RefSeq lists its product as uncharacterized. The coding region runs from base 562 to 2487 and encodes 641 amino acids. The transcript has 9 exons. The record is from RefSeq and is a predicted model, not a curated record. NCBI's taxonomy places the organism in Eukaryota, Metazoa, Chordata, Actinopteri, Characiformes, Acestrorhamphidae.
GAUAUUAUAAUGGUAUUAUAGAGAUAUUGUAGAGAUAUUAUAGACGUAUUAUAUAGAUAUUAUAGAUGUAUUAAAGAGAUAUUGUAGAGAUAUUAUAGAUAUAUUAUAGAUAUAUUAUAGAGACAUUAUAGAGAUAUUAUAGAUGCAUUAUAAUGGUAUUAUAGAGAUAGAGAUAAUAUAGAGAUAUUAUAAUGGUAUUAUAGAGAUAUUGUAGAGAUAUUAUAGACGUAUUAUAUAGAUGUUAUAGAUGUAUUAAAGAAAUAUUGUAGAGAUUUACAAAUGUAUUAUAGAAACAGUAUAGAUGUAUUAUACAUAUAUUACAGAUGUAUUAUAGAGAUAUUACCGAGAUAUAAUAGAGAUAUUAUAGAAAAUCCCUCGCGCUGUUUUUAAUCGGAGCGUUUUCUCCAAAGCGCGCGGUGGUGACGUCACCGGAGCAGUCCGCCAUCUUUGGCGGGAGGUCGGGAGCCGGAGCGGCGCAGCUGCAGAUACGAGGUUUUAUAGCGAUAUAUCAGAGCAACAGCGGGUACUACCAGAGCCCUGUCUACUAUGUAGAGCUUCUAUAUGGAGGAAGAUAUCGUCAUGCCAUCCAGUUGUUGCGUCAUUAACUGCUCCUCCCAGAAGCCCUGCAGAAACCCUGACCAGACUCUCUCCUUCCACAGAUUUCCUAAGGAUGCUGAGCGAAGGCUGGAGUGGUGUAAUGCAUUGCAGAUGCAGACGGCAGCUCUGGAGCCGUUCACUCUGUCCUGUAACAGCGUGCUGUGCAGUAAACACUUCACCGAGGACAUGUUCGACCGCACUGGCCAGACUGUCCGUCUGAGAGACACUGCCGUACCCUCUGUCUUUAAUUUACAAAUCACUAAGAAAGUAAAAGAUGAAGCUACAAAAGAGAUGAUUCCACACAAAAGGAGAAACAGUGCACAUCUGCUGAGAAGAAGAAGAAAGAAGAAUUGGGAAGGAAGCAAUAAAGAGAGAAUACAAAGCACAGCCUCAGGUCUGGGAGAGUUGGCUCUGGCGGCUGAGCUGAUGGAGGAGAGCCAGCAGGAGAUUCAGAAAGGAUUCCAGAACGACCACGGUGGCCUUCCCCUCCCGUCCGACCCGGCGAGACUGAGCGUUCUGGUGCGAAACCUGGCGAAAGAGAGACACUGGCAGGGGGAGACGCUGCUCUCGCUCCGCAAAGAGCUCAAAACCAAGGACGCUCAGCUGCAGGAGAAGAAGCUGCAGUUGGAGAGGAUGGUGGAGAGUCAGAGAGAUGCUGAUAAGUAUAAAAUCUGCUCUCUGGAGAACAUGUUAUGUAAGCAGCGCCUGGAGACGCUGAAAGUACAGGAGGAACUGUCCCAAACCAGGAAGCAGCUGAAGGAACGUACAGAGGCCCUGCACUGCCUGGCUGCUGUCAGACAGGUCACUCCAUCCUCUCGUGCGAGCAUGUUCACUGUGAAGGCUCUGUGCCGUGGUUCGGUGAAGUGGCUCCGUUUCUACACUGGUUUUAAAUCGUACGCUCGUUUCCGGGCUCUGCUGGCCUUCCUGCAGGGCUCCGAUGGAUCCGUCCUGCACUGGAAUGAUCGGGAGGAGGAGGAGGAAAAGAGCAGGGAGGAUGAAGGGAUGAGUGAGAAGAUGGAGAAGAAUCCAAGUUCAGACCAAACUUCAACGGAAGAGUCGAGGCUUCAGGUAUCAGAGGAUGAUGCUACAGCAGCAGCAGGACCUGAUUCUGGAGGCUGGAGGUGGGAGGAGACAGCGGAGACGGUGAGGCUGAGGCUGAUUGGUUCUCAGCGGGGUGAGGAGAGCAGACGCUACGCCCUCAGCCCGGAGGACCAGCUGCUGCUGGUGCUGACCCGCCUCCGCCUGGGCCUCCUCACCUCAGACCUGUCCUUCCGCUUCCAAAUAGCAGAGGCCACCGUCUCCCGCAUGUGGGUGCAGUGGGUGGAGCUCCUGCGGAAGAAGCUGCAGCAGAUCCCGGUGCGCUGCAGUCCUCAUUACGUCUCCGUAUUUCAGCCUAAACACACUCUGUCCUGUGUUUCGGGUCGUCAGCUGACCAUCCUGCACUGCGUGGACCUCUUCUGUAGCUCCUCAAAACGGGACCGGCAGCAGGCGGCCAGAAGGCUACGCCCCUCCUCAGACGGGCAGCACCUAUCAGCUCUGCCGUAUCGAUUUCCCUGCCCGGUCCGUGUCUGCGCCGUGGCCUCGCCGGAGGGCUACCUGGGCUUCUGCAGCUCCGCCCGCCUGGAUGAGUGGCAGGAGUGGACAGCCAAUCAGGAUAACCCAAAGCCUUUAACCUUACCUGCGUUUGUAAUGAAUGGGGAGGGGGCGGAGCCUCUCGCUGGUAUGCCAGUAAGGGAAGUGCUGAGUAUUAAGAGUCUGACGGACAAAGUGAUGAAAUAUCAUUAUCUGAGGACGGUUCAUGCACACGGGUCAGAGGCUCUGCUGGACCAGGCCUGGGAGGUGUGCUGCUACCUGGCCUGCCUACUGUAUCAGCCAAUGGGGCUGCGCUAACUGCAGGUCACUAGCCAAUAGGGCUACAAGAUACUGGAAAAAUAAUUUUUGGCUCUGCAACGUAUAUUGCUGUUAGUGUUGUUGUCAAGACCACUAGACCUGAUUCAAGACCAAGACUUGUAGGUAUUUGAGUCCAAGUCAAGACCAAAAGUUUUGGUAGUUAAAUCUGAGUCCAAGACCAAGACUUCUAGUUGUUGAGUCCAAGUCAAGACCAAGACUUUUGGUUGUUGAAUCCAAGUCAAGACCAAGACUUUUGGUUGUUGAGUCCAAGACUGUUGGGCAUUGAGUCUGAAUCAAGACCAGGACUUUUGGUGAUCAAGUCCAUGUCAAAAUCAAGACUUUUGGUAGUUAAAUCUGAGUCAAGACCAAGAUUUUCAAUUGUUGAGUCUGAGUCAAUACCAAUAUUUUGUUAGUUGAGCCAGAGUCAAGACCUGGACAUAUUGAGUCCAAAACAAGUCUUUUGGUAGUUGAGUUAGAGUCAAGAUGAGUUCAAGUCAUAGAGUCCAAGUCAAGACCAAGACUUGG